ACCGCGGGGCCAUGAGCGAAGCCGGCGGCGGUCGGGGCUGUGGGUGCCGGGUCCCCCAGCGAGCGCCAUGGAGCCUGGUGGCAGCGACGGCCGCCUUCUGCCUGGUGUUGGCCACGUCCGUGUGCACGGCGAGGGCCGCGCCCAUGAGUAGGGAAGAGAAACAGAAGCUUGGGAAUCAAGUCCUGGAAAUGUUUGAUCACGCUUUCGGCAACUAUAUGGAACAUGCUUACCCAGCUGACGAACUCAUGCCUUUAACCUGUAGAGGCCGCGUCCGAGGCCAGGAGCCGAGCCGGGGUGAUGUAGAUGACGCCUUGGGAAGGUUUUCCCUAACAUUGAUCGAUUCUUUGGAUACUCUGGUGGUACUAAACAAAACGAAGGAAUUUGAAGAUGCAGUGAGGAAAGUUUUAAGAGAUGUUAAUUUAGAUAAUGAUGUAGUUGUGUCAGUCUUUGAAACAAACAUCAGAGUCCUUGGGGGUCUUUUAGGUGGACACUCCCUGGCGAUCAUGCUGAAAGAAAAAGGUGAAUACAUGCAGUGGUAUAAUGAUGAACUUCUCCAAAUGGCAAAGCAGCUGGGCUACAGACUCUUACCAGCUUUCAACACUACCAGUGGCCUUCCUUAUCCCCGAAUUAAUUUAAAGUUUGGCAUCAGAAAGCCAGAAGCCCGGACAGGAACUGAGACAGACACCUGUACAGCCUGUGCGGGGACCUUGAUUCUUGAGUUUGCUGCAUUGAGUCGGUUCACAGGAGCAACAAUAUUUGAGGAAUAUGCGAGAAAAGCUCUUGAUUUUCUCUGGGAAAAAAGGCAACGAAGUAGCAAUUUAGUAGGCGUGACUAUCAAUAUUCAUACUGGAGACUGGGUUCGCAAAGACAGUGGAGUUGGAGCAGGGAUUGAUUCAUAUUAUGAGUAUCUGUUGAAAGCCUAUGUCUUGCUUGGAGAUGACAGUUUUCUGGAAAGAUUUAAUACACACUAUGAUGCCAUAAUGAGGUAUAUUAGCCAGCCACCUCUCCUUCUUGAUGUGCACAUUCAUAAACCAAUGCUGAAUGCUCGGACCUGGAUGGAUUCUUUGCUUGCCUUUUUUCCAGGUUUGCAGGUUUUAAAGGGUGAUAUUAGACCUGCUAUUGAAACUCAUGAAAUGUUAUACCAGGUGAUUAAAAAGCACAAUUUUUUACCAGAGGCAUUUACUACAGAUUUCAGGGUCCAUUGGGCUCAGCAUCCUUUAAGACCAGAGUUUGCAGAAAGUACCUACUUCUUAUAUAAAGCUACAGGAGACCCUUACUACCUUGAAGUAGGAAAAACACUUAUUGAAAAUUUGAAUAAAUAUGCUCGAGUGCCUUGUGGAUUUGCUGCCAUGAAGGAUGUUCGCACUGGGAGUCAUGAAGACAGAAUGGAUUCGUUUUUCUUGGCCGAGAUGUUUAAAUAUCUCUAUCUGUUAUUUGCUGAUAAGGAAGAUAUUAUCUUUGACAUAGAAGAUUACAUCUUCACAACAGAAGCUCACCUGCUACCCCUUUGGCUCUCAACCACAAAUCGCAACAUCUCUAAGAAGAACACAACCUCAGAAUACACAGAACUGGAUGAUAGUAAUUUUGACUGGACUUGUCCAAACACUCAGAUUCUUUUUCCUAAUGAUCCAUUGUAUGCUCAGAGCAUCCGUGAACCCUUGAAAAAUGUGGUGGAUAAGAGCUGUCCAAGAGGCAUCAUCAGAGUAGAGGAGAGUUUCAGAAGUGGAGCUAAACCUCCUCUGAGAGCCAGAGAUUUUAUGGCCACUAACCCUGAGCAUUUAGAAAUCCUGAAGAAGAUGGGGGUGAGUUUGAUUCACCUCAAAGAUGGGCGAGUCCAGCUGGUCCAACAUGCAAUCCAAGCUGCCAGUUCAAUUGACGCUGAAGAUGGGCUGCGGUUCAUGCAGGAGAUGAUUGAACUGUCAAGUCAGCAACAGAAAGAGCAGCAGCUACCUCCACGAGCUGUACAAAUUAUUUCCCACCCAUUUUUUGGCAGGGUAGUCUUAACUGCUGGACCAGCUCAGUUUGGGCUGGAUCUGUCUAAACAUAAAGAGACAAGAGGAUUUGUUGCAAGCAGUAAACCAUAUAACGGUUGUUCAGAGCUCACUAACCCUGAGGCAGUGAUGGGGAAAAUUGCCUUGAUACAAAGAGGACAGUGCAUGUUUGCAGAAAAGGCCCGCAACAUCCAGAAUGCUGGAGCCAUUGGUGGUAUCGUUAUUGAUGACAACGAGGGGAGCAGCAGUGACACCGCCCCUCUGUUCCAGAUGGCAGGUGAUGGGAAGGACACUGACGACAUCAAGAUCCCCAUGCUCUUCCUGUUCAGCAAAGAAGGAAACAUUAUCCUGGAUGCCAUCCGGGAGCACGAGGAGGUGGAGGUCCUCCUUUCUGACAAAGCAAGAGACCGAGACCCUGAAAUGGAAAGUGAAGACCAGCCAUCUUCUGAAAACGAUUCUCAGAGUCAGAGCGCGGAACAGAUGCUCUCCCUUUCUCAAACAGUUGACUUGGUUGAUCAGGAGACCCCCGAAAGCCCUCUAGAUUCUCACUCAGAGCCAUCAUCUCCAGCAGACACUGAAGAAACUGCUGGCUUAGCCCCUUCUGAACAGAUACCUAGUUCCACAGAAAGCCUUGAGACUACAAGUCUUGAUGGUGAAUGUACAGAUUUAGAUAACCAGCCUAAGGAACAACCAGAAACUGAGGAAGAUUCCAAUCCUAAUGUUAGCUGGGGCAAAAAGGUCCAGCCUAUAGACUCCAUAUUAGCAGACUGGAAUGAAGAUAUAGAAGCAUUUGAAAUGAUGGAGAAGGACGAACUCUGACUCUGUGUAAAGACUCUGGUGGUAGAUAUUUAAGAAGAAGAAGUAAAUUGUGGUUUUCUACAUCCUAUCCAAGCAGGCGCUCCUGGGAGCUCUGAGCAGUGCUCAGGCACGUUCUGACUGGGUAAGUAGUUCCCGUAGCAACCUGGAGCAUGCUGUGCUAGAGCUGACCUCACCGAAACUGUCCUAUCCAAAGAGGAAACUCUCAACCCCUCAAAUGACGCUACUGCGUACCCUCAGUUCCCGGGCCAGGGAAAGAUGACUGGCCACUCCUAGGUAGACGAGACAAAUUCAGCUGAUAGGAAGUGGGAACAGCAGUCAGUGCGGCUUCCUAAUUGAAGGGAGCUUCACUGCCGUGGGUUUGGGGUCAGAAGCCCUUCUGAGAAGAUUUGGCUGAGUUCUGUGGUGUCCUGGCCUCGCUGCCACCACAGGACACUUCAGUGACCCACAGCCUUUGAAGCAGAUGCAUGCAGGGUGACAGCUGGUUCUGCUCAGUGCUUUCACCUGCUUCGUUCAGUGACAGUCGGUCAAGAUGACUUGAUUUCUUCUUUUCUCCCAACAAUGUCCUCACAUCUAAGCCAAAGGUGAAGCUAGUGUACUCUUUCCAGUGAGUUUUCCUAUAGAGACCAACUGCGGGGCCAGAAGAGGGACAUAGAGUACAGUGAAAACCGGUUGUUGAUCCUUGGGGUAAGCAGAGAGAAAGAGGAACUAUAAUGUUGCAAUAUCAACUUCUCAUUGGGCCGUAGGGGAAGCAGCAUUAUUAGCUCCUUGGGGGUAGAGUAUAUGUCUUUUCCAGUUCAUUUCUCUUAAGGUGGUUACUCUAGCCAUCAGCCUUACUCCAUCCCAUGUGUAGUAUCCAGUGUGCGCCAGAAGGCUCAUCCCAAGCCCUGGUCCAUUUUCCUAUCUUAUGGGGAGCCCUGAUAAGCCAUGGUAGUGGUCUGUAGUCUGGGGGUGACCACCAUCUUUCUCCUUUGAAGCUGAUUUCUGGCAUCACACCUAAGGAGUCUGUCACAUUUUCUGUUGAAUCAUGGAUUUAGGUUUAAUUUUGUUUUAACAAAUACUCCUUCUGAUGUGGAUUUGAAAAUUAGCCUCUGGUGACCUGUGUAAAAAAACCUAAAUAGCCAUAUAAGUAAAAGAAAGAGACUUUUUUUUUUCCUGUGGCAGUUUGGGCUGGCCACAUUUAAUUAUUUUCAGUUUUGCUUAUUGAUAGUUCUACAUUGAAAUCAUGGUUUUAUUCAUUUUAUUUAUUUUAAGCUUACUUUAAUACUUCUAAAGGAAUAUUUGAGAGACUUAAUUCCUUUUUACCAUGGCGCUACACAAUAACCUUUUUCUAAACCAUGGUUUUGAGGUACUGAAUAACUUAGACUAUGUAUGGAGCUGUUAAAGACAGCAGAGCUGGAUUGUAGUUAUGUAUAUUCAUGUACAGUAUGUCUUAGGUCCCAGGGAAACAUGCCAUUUUAUAAGGAGAUAAAUACCUGCUUUCAAAAAUUCCAGCUCAACCUAAUUGGUUCAGUGAGUAAUAAAUCUUAAAGAAUUCUCUGGGUCAUGGGGUAGUAUAACAAGUUCUUUAUUGGCUCUUAGUUAAACCUGACACCAAAAUGGGUAUUUUUAGUCUCUCUGCAUGUGAAGUUUGGUGCAAGAAGAUAGAACCAUAAUACAUAGUGUAUACAGAAGGGUAGACGUGCUUCGUUCAUCUUAAUUGCAAAGCUGCCAAAAUAGCUGAAGCUUAACUACUUGAUUUAUGGGACUGGGGCUUGGAGAAAAGGAACAGAUGUUCCUCUGAUACUUUGAUUACAGAAGCCUUAUAUGGAUUGAUUUUGUAUUUGUAGCUCAAAGCCAUUGUUGUUUAAAUCUAACUCUUUUAAGUUAUCAAAGUAGCGUAUUUUUUUUCCCUCAAGAACUUAAUGGCAUGAAGAAUCCAUACUAGAAAAGGCCAGCUUACUGCCACUUGCUGUUUUUUUGGCCACUAGGAGGCGCUGUUGCCCUUCACUAAGGUUUAGAUGAGCCUAUUGAUUUGUUUUGAAAAUCAAUUCCUUUAAAGGAAUACAUUUAAGACGUUUUGCUUACUGUCUAGAAGGAAUAAUACUCAGUUUUCCCCACCUAAGAAAGGAGAUACAUGUUCAGCUUCAGAAUACAGCAUUCUAACCGAUUCCCCAUUCAUUUUCUCAUUUGACAUACUGCCAUAAAGUAAUCUUUGAGUUCAUUAGAAAAUUUUAACAGCAUAGAUUCCUUUUUUAUUUUUUUUUGUUGUUGUUUGUUAAAAACUUUUCAUAGAUAUUUUAUUUACUUGCUGAAGAUUCAGGGACUUCUGAGACCCUGAGUUUAGAAACAUCUGGUCUACCUCAGUUAAAUGUUGACUGCUUAGAACUAGAGCUGAAAUGAUCACCACAGCCAUAAACUUGUUUGACUAAGAAAGAUUUAUAUAAUGUUUACAAACCUGGAAUCAAGUAUGGAUCUUACCUGAAAGUUGAAAGUUACCUGUUAGAGCAAGUAUUUAAUUCAGGUAUUUUCAAGUUUUAAAACUUGUUUACCUAGUAAAAAUUAGGUAUAGUUUGUUUUUUUUUACCCUCACAUAAAAAGUCCAUUGAAAUUAUAUUCCCUAAUUUACAAUGCUUUCCCUAUAAAACGUAAGUGUGAAAGAACUGUAGUUUACUAGAUAUGUUUGGGGUGAGAUAUUUUGUUAGGAUUUCUUUUUUUUUUUAACCUAUGUAAUAAGCUUCCAAAAAGAGUAUAAUUGUUUCAGAACAAAUUAUUUUGUAAUUUUACUUUUCCUUUUUCUUUACAGUGCUAGAUAUUUUAAAAUGAAAAAUUAUGUACUCUCUGACUUUAAUUUCAGUAAUGUAAUAAUUUUCUCGGAAUUCUUUUAGUUUUAAAUUACCAUCAUAUAAACCUUUCUUAUAGCAAAGCCAGCAUUUGUUCUCUCACCAAACCCCAUGCCAGAUUCAUCAUAAAGAAAGCUCAGCCUAAGUAACUGAAAUAGUGCUUAUAAUUUUAGAGGGGUGGGUAGCAUUUAGUAAAUAUUCCAACUGGUCGUUUUAUGCACAAGGCUACAGUCAGAACAUAGAAAAAAAAAACAUUCUGUGAAUGAAACAUUGUAUGUUCAGAUUUUAUAAAAGACAUUUUUAAAAGCCCAAUUUACAGCCGUAUAUUUUCUUAUGAUGUAAUUUAUGAAAAAGCUGUCUGUACUAACAGGUGCUGUAACACUACUGUUGUUGGGUUUUAUUGUUUGGUGAUAAAUGUAUACAAUAUUUCUAAUGGAAACUAUGUACUGUGAUGUAAAAGUCUGGGCAAAUGUAUAUAAUCCUUGUAUAUAAUUGUGUAUUUGAUUAUAUUACUGAUUGUAAAUUUAAUAAAACAUGUAAAUAUGCUGGUCUAGUUUUAAAUUUUGAAUUUUUAAAAUCAUUGUGCAAAUAUCUAGAAUUUGGUAUCUGUUUUCUUUUUGUUUGUUUUUCUUUACCACAGGGCAGUGACUUUGGGGGCAUUUUGGAAUAUAGAAGCCCAGGCAAACAUCAGUUCUAAAACUCACAGUGCCUAGUCAAACUAGAAUUCAAACUAAAUACUAAUAAUUCUGCGUCAAUAUUGGUAACAUUUAUGUCUUGAAUUUACUUAUAUUUAAUAAAAUUACUUGUCCUCUUUUAA
This is a messenger RNA of Myodes glareolus (Bank vole), 6446 nucleotides long. It is a transcript of the gene Edem3, whose product is annotated as ER degradation enhancing alpha-mannosidase like protein 3. NCBI's taxonomy places the organism in Eukaryota, Metazoa, Chordata, Mammalia, Rodentia, Cricetidae. The record is from RefSeq and is a predicted model, not a curated record. Gene Ontology annotation, molecular function: calcium ion binding; mannosyl-oligosaccharide 1,2-alpha-mannosidase activity. Gene Ontology annotation, cellular component: membrane; endoplasmic reticulum. Gene Ontology annotation, biological process: carbohydrate metabolic process; mannose trimming involved in glycoprotein ERAD pathway; endoplasmic reticulum mannose trimming.